GAGAAUUCGAAGAUCAACAUCAAAUCAGAAUAAUGCUGUUCACUUUGCCAUUACUUCUGCUGCUUCACAGUGUCAUAGCUUUUUCUACUCCAGAAGUCCAACAUCGCUCUAAACGCUUUCAGCUCCCUGGUCAACAAACCAUUAACCCCGAGGCGUGGUUCUGUGGUGCGAGCAGGUUUCAAUGGAAAAUUUCUCAUGAGGUCAUUUCCCAAACUUGCGAUGAAAAAGCAAUUGAAUUGAACCAUUGCUGUGCUGUUCACGAUUCUUGUUACGAUAAUAUUGCUCAAACCCAAGAAGGAUGUGAUAACAAAUUCUGUAAUUGUCUUCGUAAUGCCAUGACCAGUACAAAGGAUCGCUAUUUUAUGUGUGCCGAUUUUGUAACCGAUGCUGCUUGUUCUCUUGUCAGAAAGUUUGGACAUGAGCAUUAUGGAACAAGAACACCAGAUAACAGAGAGUUGACAGCAUUUCACCCAGCAACAAAUCAAACUGCAAAUCGUGAAUACAAUAGAUUGUAUAAAUCUUGUCUUGGAUUUAGAAAGCCUUUGAUCAGUUGUGCCUAUAGUCAUUUAGUUUGUACUUUGAAAAUGCGUCCAUUGGAUAGAUAUGAUCAAUCAUAUAUUCAAUGUCGGGAGGAUCUUAUCAACUGUCUUGAGGAUACUACUUCAUUUUUGAAAAUGAGAGAAAAUAAAGAGUGUUCGAAUCAACUGGAUAUUGCAUUGUAUGCAAUUAAACAUGAUGCAAAACUAUCUGGACUUCCAUUUUAUUUACAUUACAAAGAAGAUACAACUACCACCUCGACUACUGACACUACGACUACCAUUUCUACCACUAAAAACACCACUGUGACACAGAAACCGAAAACAAAUACCACAAACUCAACUGUCACUAUUGAAGAAACUACACUUGAGGAAAAGACUAUUGCAACUGGAAAUCAUACGGAAAUGGACGAAUUCGGUGUGUACAUUGAGUCCGAAAAUUAAACUACUUGAAAUUGAACUGAACUCUUGAAUAAUGACAUCUUUUAUAAAUUCGGAGCACUGU
This is a messenger RNA of Caenorhabditis elegans, 1041 nucleotides long. RefSeq names its product Phospholipase A(2) (gene C31H1.5). The coding region runs from base 33 to 980 and encodes 315 amino acids. The record is from RefSeq and is marked reviewed. Gene Ontology annotation, molecular function: A2-type glycerophospholipase activity. The transcript is spliced from 7 exons. Gene Ontology annotation, biological process: arachidonate secretion; phospholipid metabolic process. NCBI's taxonomy places the organism in Eukaryota, Metazoa, Nematoda, Chromadorea, Rhabditida, Rhabditidae. Gene Ontology annotation, cellular component: extracellular region.